Empidonax traillii (willow flycatcher) is the source of this 1025-nucleotide messenger RNA. RefSeq lists its product as uncharacterized. Gene Ontology annotation, biological process: protein monoubiquitination; protein polyubiquitination. Bases 61 to 843 code for a protein of 260 amino acids. The transcript has a single exon. The record is from RefSeq and is a predicted model, not a curated record. NCBI's taxonomy places the organism in Eukaryota, Metazoa, Chordata, Aves, Passeriformes, Tyrannidae. Gene Ontology annotation, molecular function: metal ion binding; ubiquitin protein ligase activity.
CAUACUGAGACUGAGGUCUCUAUGAAUUCCUGAGCUGGGACACUGCAGAAAGGAGCAGCCAUGGCCUCAGGGAGGGAGUGGAGUUGCCCCAUCUGCUGCAAUGCCCUGGAUAACGUUGCCUACUCGAUGCCCUGUCGCCACCAAUUCUGUCUGGGCUGCAUAAUGCGCUGGCUGCGAGGGAACCGUGCCUGCCCACUCUGCAGAAGACCAAUCUCCACCAUCAGCUUCUCGGAGCAGGAGGGAAACUGCCUGCACUGUGUCACCAGACUCUCCAGAGAGCCACCUGAGGCCAGCAGCAGUCAGGCAGGGAAUGUAAACACCCAUGGUCCUGAGCAGGGGCCUGCAGAGCCAGAGGCUGUGGGUGGCAUCCUGCCUGAGCUCUGGGCAGAGCUUUUCCGGAGGCGAUGGACCCUCUUGGAUCCUGUGCGGUCCUGGCUGCAGCAGAGGCUGGAGAGGAUAUACAGGGACAAGUGGUGGCAGGUAAAGACUGCGGAAAGCAGUGUCCUGCUUGCCCUCUGCAUCUUCGGACCUAACAGGGAUGGGCUGGUGCAGAGGCUGCAGCCUCGCCUUCAGGAACACACAGCCCCGCUGAUCCACGGCAUCCUCAGCAUCAUUGAGACCCAGUGCAGCCAGGAGGUCUGGAGGCUGCGCCACUCCCAUGCUGCCAGGGAGGAGGAUGAGAGCCCUGGGGACAGCUCUGUCUUCCAGGGGUGUGCUCCUACCUCCAGUGGCCUCCCACAUUCCAGCAUCGAGGAGGUAGCCAGCAUGUCAGAGGAUGCUCUCCGGGGGAGUCCCAUCUGGCCCUCAUCUGCACCUGUUCCUGCUGAGUGCGAGCAGCCCUAGAAAGGACUGGAAGAUGUGACAGUGGCCCUAGGUCUGGUAUGGGCGGGGACCACUCACCCAUGACACCCCAGUGACCCUGAAAUUGGAGGGUCUCUGGGCACAGCCAACGGCACCAAGUCUUGGUAUUUGGCUGUAGCACAUCUUUAGUCAAGAAGAUGAAAAUAAAUAUCUAAAUGUUCCUU